Perognathus longimembris pacificus (Pacific pocket mouse) is the source of this 528-nucleotide messenger RNA. It is a transcript of the gene Fam163b, whose product is annotated as family with sequence similarity 163 member B. The coding region runs from base 25 to 528 and encodes 167 amino acids. Lineage: Eukaryota; Metazoa; Chordata; Mammalia; Rodentia; Heteromyidae. The record is from RefSeq and is a predicted model, not a curated record. The transcript has 2 exons.
GGCGGCUGAUGUAGAGGCGGGCGGAUGACAGCCGGGACCGUGGUCAUCACUGGCGGCAUCUUGGCGACUGUGAUUCUGCUCUGCAUCAUCGCGGUUCUGUGCUACUGUCGGCUCCAGUACUACUGCUGCAAGAAGGAGGAGCCCGAGGAGGACGAGGAGGAGCCCGACUUCGCCGUCCACUCGCACCUGCCCCCCCUGCACUCCAACCGCAACCUGGUGCUGACCAACGGGCCCGCGCUCUACCCCGCGGCGGCGGCCCCCGCCCCCGGCCACAAGUCCCCGCAGGCCCGCGCGCUCUGCCGCAGCUGCUCCCACUACGAGCCGCCCAGCUUCUUCCUGCAGGAGCCCGAGGACGAGGCGGAGGGCAUGCGCAACGGCGGGGGCCGGGUGGCCUACAGGAGCAUCAGCCAGGAGGACGUGGAGCUGCCCCCCGGGGGCUUCGGGGGGCUGCAGGCCCUCAACCCCCACCGCCUCUCCGCCAUGCGGGAGGCCUUCUCCCGGAGCCGCAGCGUCAGCACCGACGUGUGA